This is a messenger RNA of Anopheles funestus (African malaria mosquito), 874 nucleotides long. Its product is annotated as transmembrane protein 147. The record is from RefSeq and is a predicted model, not a curated record. The transcript is spliced from 3 exons. Lineage: Eukaryota; Metazoa; Arthropoda; Insecta; Diptera; Culicidae. Bases 111 to 800 code for a protein of 229 amino acids.
AGGAGAAAUGUCAAAUUUUUACAAGGCACACGAUCCGGUUGUAUUUUGGAAUCAGUACACCGUUUUAUAUUCGUGAAAUUAUAAAAGAAAACUAAUUUCCCGAACCGAAAAUGACGCUGUACCACUUUGGUAACUGUGCGGCACUAGUAUAUGUGCCAUAUUACUUCACCUACAAAUACUCCGGAUUAUCCGAAUAUGGUGCCUUUUGGAAAUGUGUUCAGGCAGGUGGAAUAUAUGUGUUCACACAGCUUUGCAAAAUGCUUGUAUUGGCAACUUUCUUCCCCGACACUGACACGUUCAGCGAAGGUGCACCUUUUAAUUUUAUUGCGGAGUUCUUGCGAUGCAGUGUCGAUCUAGUCGACUUCCUGGGUCUCGCGUUCGUGCUGUCGAGAAUUCCUGGCAAGGGACACAGCAAACUGAUCACUGCCGGCUUGGGAUGGGCUACCGCCGAAGUUAUUCUUUCACGCGGUCUUAUGCUGUGGGUUGGCGCAAGGGGAGCUGAGUUUUCCUGGAUCUACAUUCAAAAGUGUCUGGAAUCGAAUGUAUUGCUCGUGCAACACCUGUCGACCGCUACACUGUUGUGGCUGUUUUCCCGGCAUGAUUUGGAUAAAAAGUUCGCCCCUGUAGUCGUGUUGCUGUUGGUGGCAACUUCAUACCGUGGUGUUUGGUUAGAGGGCACCCUGCACGCAAUGUCCGCCGGUCCAUGGCUUAGCUUGGCCUUGAAAGCUCUCAUUACUAGCUGCAUGGGUGUUGGUACGCUACAUAUCUACUCGGGACUGGCGCAACAGAUUGGACUGUAAAUGGAUGCCAGUGAAGCUACACUUUCUCUGUUCGGUAGUUUAAAAACUAUAAAGUUCAUAGCAAUCAUACGUCA